CGUCUUGGCGGCAGCGUCAGUCGCGUGGGGCGGAUCUAUAUGGUGACUAUAUAAAGAGACUACCCGCUGCUCCCGACCCCUGACAGUCCCGCCGGCUUCUCCCUUCACUGAAGUACAUCGCACCCUCAACGGCCAUGGAGUCAGAGAAAGCCAAAGAAGUUCCGGACGGGGAGCCCAUGGACUUGAUGGUGGACGAUGUGACCAGCACUUCAGUAACCCUGAGCUGGAACUCCCCCAAACAUAUUGGCACGAGUGGUUUGGCAGGAUACCUUGUGGAAUACAGCAAGGAAAGCACUGAAACCUGGGUCGCUGCCAACAAGGAAUUGACCACAAAGAAUCUCCUGGUGAUUAAAAACCUGACCGAAGGGGACAAGCUCCAGGUUCGGGUGAAGGCGGUUCACGGGAGCGGGGCCACUGCCACUGCUACCCUCCCGGGCACGGUGCUGAUCAAGCAGCCAAUUGAUCCUCCCAAAAUCCGUUCACCCCGCAAUCUCAGGGAGACAUUUAUUCGGAAAAUUGGCCAGAAGUUGAACCUGUCCAUACCUGUCCAGGGCAAUCCCAAACCCACCAUCACCUGGAGCAAAGACGGGCAGCCUCUGCCCUCAGACCGAGUGAGCAUUUGUAACAGCGCCACCAACGCCAUCUUGUUCAUCAGGAAAUUGGAGCGGGAGGACUCUGGCAAGUACAAGCUGGAGGCCCAGCAGGACACGGCCAAGGAUGAGUUGGUCAUCGACGUACAGGUCGUGGAGAAACCUGGACCGCCACAGAACUUGAAGUUGGGGAGCGUGUGGGGGUUUAACGUGACACUGGAGUGGCAGCCGCCCAAGGACAACGGGAACACUGAAAUCAGCGGCUACACCAUUCAGAAGGCGGACAAAAAGACAGGGGAGUGGUACACCGUGAUGGAGAAGUCUCAUACCACCACCUACACCAUCUCCAACCUGGUGAUGGGCAACCACUACAACUUCCGUGUCUUCUCCGAGAACCUGUGCGGACUCAGCGAGAAGGCGGCAUUAUGCAAGGACACGGUCUACGUCCCUAAACCCAGUAAAAUAUACACUCCCCCUGUGUAUGAAGAGAACAAUUUCAACGAGCCCCCUAAAUUUACACAGCCUCCUGUGGACAAGAUCACUACAGUGGGAUUCACCACCAAGCUCUUCUGCAGUGUGAGGGGUAAUCCGAGGCCCAAAAUCAGCUGGUCGAAGAACCAGGUUUUGCUGGACGAGAAUCCCAAGUACAGGGUUCUGACUAAUGAGGGCAUCUGCACCCUGGAAAUCCGCAAACCGUGUGCUUUUGAUGGAGGCGUCUACACGUGUCAAGCAACGAAUGCACUGGGAGAGGUGGCUGCCAACUGCAAGCUGGAUGUGAAGGCUGUUGUUAUGGCCCAGUAAUAUCUGGAUCCGAUGGAACCAGCAUCUCCAGACAGAAGCGUUCUUCGUCAGCUUCCUCCCACUUUCUAACGUUGAAGGACGUGUUCCAACUAUUACGUAUGAAGUCGCCCGAUAUUUAGUAGCGCAGAAAAAUCUAUGACCAUGAGCUACAAUCGAUCGAAUCUCACUCCAGACAUCUGUCCCUGAUAUUUGAAAAAGUGUGUGACUUUAGUAGAGUUGUGUCAUUGAGACUUGGCAAUGGACAAAAGUACAAAUAAAAAAUUCUAAAGAGG
Messenger RNA from Leucoraja erinaceus (little skate), 1663 nucleotides. Its product is annotated as myosin-binding protein H-like. The transcript is spliced from 11 exons. Gene Ontology annotation, molecular function: protein binding. The coding region runs from base 135 to 1391 and encodes 418 amino acids. NCBI's taxonomy places the organism in Eukaryota, Metazoa, Chordata, Chondrichthyes, Rajiformes, Rajidae. The record is from RefSeq and is a predicted model, not a curated record.